CCUAUUCCCAUUCCGAUUCCCGUUUCCUCGGUCGCCGCAGCCGCACGUACCCCCGUCCCACCCGGCGGCGCCGCUUUUCCCGUUCCCAAACUUGCUGUGCCCGGUCGGAAUCCUCCUCCUCCUCGCCAUCGGGCCAUAGCUGCUUCUUCUGGCUGCUGCCGUGGCACGGCGAACGACGGACGGCGUCGCUGUCGUGGGGAGGAGGAGUCGCGGUUUCGGCUCCGCGGUUUGGAGAGUUCGAUUCGUUCUCUCGCCUUUUUCCGGGCCCUUUUUAAUCCGGAUUAGGAAAUUCACUGCCCCCCGCCCGGUUGUUCUGUUUCUUGCUCCCUCUCGCCGCCGGAGGUGGACGCGGUUCCGGUGGCAGCGCCGGCUCGCCUCCUCUAGAUAAUCCAGGAACGAUCGAAAAAAUCGCAGCUCGCCGGUCGCCCACUGCCGGCGUCGGCGCCCACCGCGCGCCGCCACCCGGAUCCCCCAGCCGCCGGAGCGCCGCGCGCCGCGGCCGGGAGUCGUCCAGCAGCCGCGUGCCGCCAUCCCCGGCUCCCCCACCCGCCGGAGCGUCGCGCGCCGCAGUCGAGCGUCCUCCAGCAGCCGCGCGCCGCCGCUGCUGGUGCGCCGUGGCGUGGUCUCUUCCGCGUCCCCGGAUUUCCGGCUCAGGUUCAAGAAAUUGCUUGUUGAGCUUUGGCUAGAAAGUAAAAACACAUAUAGGAAUAUGAGAGCAGUAGUUCGGUCGCUUCGCCAGCUCCGGCGAUUCGCCCAGCUCCAUGCAGAUGGGCACUUGUCAAUGAACAGAUUGAUCAAGCAGCAGAAUGCUCUGAUGUUGUGUAGUUCAGCAUCCUGUUCAAUGAGUACGGUAUGUUAUAACAGAGAAAUUGACAGAUAUGUGAGUCCAAGUGUGGAAUUACUAAGGUCCAAGUUUUCCACAGUGGCAGCUGAUUCGAUCAAAGAUGUUGCAAGAGGUGGUCCGAUGGUAGAGUAUGAGAGGAGAAUCGCAUCAGGGGAGCUUGUGGAUGGUGAUAACUUUCAGAUUGACACUAUCCAACAAUUACAAAGGCUCUAUGAGGAGCUGGUUGAGAAUGAAGAAGCCUGCCAACUUGAUAGAUAUCAGUCAUCGGAGAAAUCUGGAAGGAGUAGAUGGCUAUGGUCCCGCCUCAUUACCCAGCCUUCCACCUAUUCUCCUGUGAAGGGGCUGUAUAUGUAUGGAGGUGUUGGUACUGGGAAGACAAUGCUUAUGGAUUUGUUCUAUGAGCAGUUACCAGCUAAUUGGAGAAAGAAGCGCAUUCACUUCCACGAUUUCAUGUUAAACGUACAUAGUCGUCUUCAGAUGCAUAAAGGUGUUUCAGAUCCCCUUGAGGUGGUGGCAGCUGAGAUUUCCGAUGAGGCCAUCAUAUUAUGUCUUGAUGAGUUUAUGGUAACUGAUGUUGCUGAUGCUAUGAUAUUGAACAGGCUAUUCAGACAUUUGUUCAGCAAAGGCGUUAUUCUUGUUUCAACUUCUAAUCGUGCUCCAGAUCAGCUUUAUGAGGGCGGUUUACAGCGGGAUCUUUUCUUACCUUUCAUUGAUACCCUGAAAGAUAGGUGCAUUGCACAUCCCAUUGGCUCUGCAGUAGACUAUCGUCAAUUGGGUUCUGCUGAACAAGGUUUCUAUUUUGUUGGAAAAGAAUACAAUACACUUCUUAAACAGAAGUUCCAAACAUUAAUUGGCAAUGAGAAACCUAGACCUCAGACAGUUGAAGUUGUUAUGGGACGACAAUUGCAGGUUCCACUGGGAGCAAAUGGGUGUGCAUAUUUCCCAUUUGAAGAUCUUUGUGAUAGGCCUUUAGGUGCAGCCGAUUAUUUUGGACUGUUUAAAAAGUUUCAUACCUUGGCACUGGAUGGCAUUCCUAAAUUUGGGUCUCAGAAUAGAACAGCAGCUUAUCGGUUUAUCACAUUGGUUGAUGUUAUGUAUGAGAACAAGGCAAGAUUAUUAUGUACAGCAGAGGCUGCAUCAAUAGAACUAUUUGAGAACGUAGUGACAGUUGCUGAAGCACAUAAAAUUUCUCCGAGAUCUUCACGGUCUCAGAAAACUGAUGAUCCUGACUUGUGUGUGGACAAUGAGCUAGGAUUCGCCAAGGAUCGAACAAUUAGUAGGUUAACCGAGAUCAACAGUAGAGAGUACUUGGAGGACUUUGAAGCGAGAUUGCGACAGCAGCCCUUGCAAGGUGUAGAUAACGGUAUUGAUAUUGUACUAGCAUAAGUAACAGAAAUCCGUCUUAUAUAAUUAAAUCUAUUACCCUCCUGGCUUACAAAAUGAAUAAAAUGCUGGUUCUCCAACACUGAUGCAUGUAAAUUUGCAAUAAACCCGUAAGAAAUUUUGCAAACCAGCGUGUGAUCCAUAAAAUGUAACAUUUGUACAGAA
Molecule: messenger RNA, 2392 nt
Organism: Oryza brachyantha (malo sina)
Lineage: Eukaryota; Viridiplantae; Streptophyta; Magnoliopsida; Poales; Poaceae
Product: AFG1-like ATPase
Exons: 16
Coding region: 710-2230 (506 amino acids)
Cellular component (GO): mitochondrion; cytoplasm; chloroplast
Molecular function (GO): ATP binding; ATP hydrolysis activity
Source: RefSeq, a predicted model, not a curated record